Molecule: messenger RNA, 564 nt
Organism: Paraglomus occultum
Lineage: Eukaryota; Fungi; Glomeromycota; Glomeromycetes; Paraglomerales; Paraglomeraceae
Source: the annotation of a GenBank genome assembly
AUGUCUCAAGAAUCAUUAACCGAGACCAGAGGCUCGACCACUGCGACAAAAUUCUCCUUGGCCGACAACAACUCGACCAAAUCCGCACUCGAUCCCAUACGCAAGACUUCGCCGGCUUUAGACAGCGUUGAACAACUUCGCCGGAGCCUUCAAAUUGCCCAACGUGCCGAAGCCUUUGCUGCUAACCAGGGAAGAACCAUACUCUAUUAUAUGGCCAACCCAACUGAACUUCGUGAACGUCAUCAAGUGUGGCACUACUUCUACCUAUGCGUCUUAAUCAUCGCGGCUUUCAUAGCUAUUUUCAUCGGUCCGGUCGUGUUUGGCAUGUUGGCCAUGUUUGCUGGAAUUGGUGCCCCGAUUGCACUGUCAUUUGUUGGUAGCGGUCUUGGAUUACUUUCGGGUAUCGCUUUUGGAAUACUAUUGGCCGUUGUUUGUAUCGUUGCGUUGGUCAGAGCUGUUGGUUGGGGUGCCGAGUGGAUUUUGAACACAUUAAUCCACGGUGGAAGUGAUUUGUGGGAUAUCACCAAGACACAACUGAAGUAUAUCAUUUCGUCUGAGGAGUGA